AUGGUUGCAGCCGGCCUGCUUGCUUUCUCUUUCUUUACGGCCGCGCUAGGCGCUCCUUUGGCUCGCGAACCCCUCCAUGUUCAUGACGCACGAUCGGCUGCACCCCAAGGGUACACAGCGAGCGGAGCACCGCAUCCGGACACGGUUCUGCAGUUGCGGGUUGCGCUCAAGCAGAGCAACAACGCGGGCUUGAUUGAUAAGCUCUAUGAGGUCAGCACGCCGGGCAGCCAGAGCUAUCGCAAGUUCCUAAGCAAGUCGGAGGUCGAGCAGUACGUGGCUCCAAGCGCGGAAAGCCUUGCCGCGGUCACGGCAUGGCUUGAUCGUAACGGCGUGAAGGCGACACCAGGUACCACGAGCCAGUGGCUCAACAUCGAGGUCCCCGUGGCGAAGGCGAAUGCCAUGCUCGACACAGAGUUCUCCACUUUCGAGCACUCUGAUACGGGCGUUAGCGCCAUCCGCACUCUUGCAUAUUCUGUACCUGCUAGCGUCAAGCCGCACCUGGACUUCAUCUACCCCACAACGGUCUUCCCCGUGAAAGCGACGAAGGCGAUGGCCAACGUGCACAUUGCAUCCAGCCACCGCCACAACUCGACGGCACACACGCGGCGAGCAGGGGUAGAUGCUUCGUGCGACAACGCUAUGACGCCAGCGUGCCUCCAGGCGCUGUACAACGUCCCGACGACGCCUGCGACACAGAGCUCCAAUACGCUGGCAGUCAGCAGCUUCGUGUCCUCGUCCUCGAGCACAGCGGAUUUGACCAACUUCCUGGGACAAUUCCGAUCUGAUGUCCCGAGCAGUACGACGUUCGCCGUGUCGAAUCUUGACGGUGGGGUCAAUAACGAGGCUCAGACAAGCGUUGAGGGGUCCCUGGACAUACAGUAUACCGUGGGCAUGGCCACCAACGUCCCGACUACCUUCUUUACUGUCGGCUCCGACAAUGGCGGUGAUCUUGGUGGUUUCCUUGAUCUUGUCAACACUCUCAUUGCGCAGGAGACUGCCCCGACCGUUCUCACGACCAGCUUCGGGUUCCCCGAAGCGCUCAUCUCCCAAGACUUCGCGACGAACCUUUGCAACGCGUAUGCGCAACUCGGCGCGCGGGGGACGUCCAUCCUCUUCUCGUCUGGAGACAGCGGCGUUGAUGAUGGCGAGGGCGGGAGCUGUACUACAUUCAGGCCUACGUUCCCUUCGGGUUGCCCCUUCAUCACCGUGGUAGGUGCCACACAAGGUACUGCGCCAGAAACCGCCGCCGACUUGUCGUCGGGUGGUUUCUCGAACUUCUUCCCUACGCCGCAGUACCAGUCCGACGCCGUCUCAUCGUACCUCACGACUCUGGGCUCGACCAACGCAGGACUGUUCAACAAAACCGGGCGCGCGUAUCCCGAUGUCUCCGCGGCCGGCAUCUCGUACCAGGUCGUCAUCAACGGGACGGUGACGCCGGUGUCCGGGACGAGCGCGAGCACCCCGGUCUUCGCGAGCAUCAUCGCGCUCCUCAACGACCGCCUGAUCGCGUCGGGCCAGUCUACGAUGGGCUUCCUCAACCCCUUCUUGUACUCGACGGGCAAGAGCGCGUUGAAUGACAUCACGGCAGGCAGCAACCCCGGAUGCGGGACGAAAGGGUUCCCUGCUGAAGCCGGCUGGGAUCCGGUUACGGGCCUUGGCACGCCGGACUUCAACAAGCUCUUGAGCGCGUUGAAGCUUUCAUGAUAUCUUUGUUUGCGUGCUAUGUUUUGCGUUUAUUUCUAUUU
Molecule: messenger RNA, 1745 nt
Organism: Trametes versicolor FP-101664 SS1
Lineage: Eukaryota; Fungi; Basidiomycota; Agaricomycetes; Polyporales; Polyporaceae
Product: family S53 protease-like protein
Exons: 7
Coding region: 1-1704 (567 amino acids)
Biological process (GO): proteolysis
Molecular function (GO): tripeptidyl-peptidase activity; serine-type endopeptidase activity
Source: RefSeq, a predicted model, not a curated record